AGUACUUUGGUUUCUACUGUAUUUUGAUUAGCUUAGUAGAUUAGGUUUAUUAGCGAGAGCAGCAGCUCUUGAGUGCUCUCCUUGCAAAGAUGACCGCGCUGCAAAAGAUUGCCGAGAUUGAGGCCGAAAUGGCACGGACGCAGAAGAACAAAGCAACCAAUGCGCAUCUUGGGUUGCUGAAGGCAAAGCUUGCCAAGUUACGAGCGACCAUUGUGUCGGAGGGCACGAGAGGUAGCGGUGGUGGAGGUGGACAGCAAGGUUUUGAGGUCUCCAAGACGGGAGAUGCCAGAGUUGGCCUUAUUGGAUUUCCGUCGGUUGGCAAAUCCACCUUGCUGAACAAGAUGACGGGCAGUAGCAGCGAGGUGGCUUCAUAUGAGUUCACCACUUUGACCUGUGUACCUGGUGUUUUUAAUUACAAGGGUGCCAAGAUCCAGCUGUUGGACUUGCCCGGUAUCAUCGAGGGUGCCAAGGAUGGCAAGGGCCGAGGAAAGCAGGUGAUCAGUGUGGCAUACAGCUGCAGCCUCAUCUUGAUUGUCUUAGAUGUGAUGAAGCCGAUCCUGCAUAAGCGCAAGAUCGAGUACGAGCUCGAGGGUUUUGGGAUCAGGUUGAACAAGUCGCCGCCAAACAUCCUCUUCAAGAAGCGGGAGAAGGGUGGUAUUGCCUUGAAUAUGGCACCAGGCUGUGAGCUUCAGGACUGCGAUGAGGACAGUAUCAUGCAGGUUCUGAAGGAGUACAGAAUAUCCAAUGCGCAAGUUUCUAUCAGAUGCAACGCAACAAUGGAUGACAUCAUAGAUACACUUGAGGGCAAUCGAAAGUAUUGUCCUGCGAUUUAUGUGAUGAACAAGAUCGAUCAGAUCACAAUUGAAGAGCUAGAUAUCAUUGCCGAGGUGCCUCAUCAUGUUCCCAUUUGUGCCCAUCACGAAUGGAACCUUGAUGGCCUGGUUGAGAUGAUGUGGAGAUAUAUGAGCCUCUUGAGGAUAUACACCAAGCCACGUGGUCAAAUCCCGGACUACACGGCACCGGUGAUCCUUCCUGCGGAGAAGAACAAAAUCGAGGACUUUUGUCUUCGAAUUCACAAAUCUCUUCUUGGACAGUUCAAAGUUGCUUUGGUGUGGGGCAUGUCUGUCAAACACAACCCACAAAGAUGUGGGAAAGACCAUCAGCUCAUGGACGAGGACGUGGUACAAAUCAUCAAAAAGGUCGGAUGAGCAAGCGAUCGUGUUUCACAGUCUUGGAUUUGGAGAACCUGGAAGCACUGGAAGCCCU
This is a messenger RNA of Durusdinium trenchii, 1266 nucleotides long. The record is from the annotation of a GenBank genome assembly. NCBI's taxonomy places the organism in Eukaryota, Dinophyceae, Suessiales, Symbiodiniaceae.